Strongylocentrotus purpuratus (purple sea urchin) is the source of this 6345-nucleotide messenger RNA. Its product is annotated as calmodulin-binding transcription activator 1-like. Gene Ontology annotation, molecular function: transcription coregulator activity; double-stranded DNA binding; protein binding. Gene Ontology annotation, biological process: regulation of transcription by RNA polymerase II. Gene Ontology annotation, cellular component: nucleus. The transcript is spliced from 22 exons. NCBI's taxonomy places the organism in Eukaryota, Metazoa, Echinodermata, Echinoidea, Camarodonta, Strongylocentrotidae. Bases 148 to 5619 code for a protein of 1823 amino acids. The record is from RefSeq and is a predicted model, not a curated record.
UAUUAGUCUACUAAUUUCAACCAGGGCGCGCUGUGUUUUAUCCCUGCGAGAAAAGAAAACACACAACAAAAACCGACGGGCAACUAUUUCUAUCUUUUAUCCCACCUUUUGUCAUUGUGAUGAGAAUGGAUAUUGGUGAAGUGUAAUAUGAUGGCUCUUACUGGAGACGAAGACAUACCUCAGAAGAAGGUUGUCUUGCCCAAGGCUCUCCAUGACCUUGAGAAGGUUGGCGACCUUCCCAAGAAACAGGAGAGAUGGAACACUAAUGAGGAGAUAGCCUUCUGGUUGACCCGGUUUGACAAGCAUUAUCAAUGGCUGGCAUCGACGGUGAAGAUCAGGGCAGAGAGUGGCAGCAUGUUCCUUUACAAUCGGAAGAAGGUGAAAUACAGGAACGAUGGAUAUCUGUGGAAGAAAAGGAAAGAUUGCAAGACAACCAGGGAAGAUCACAUGAAACUCAAAAUCAAAGGAGUGGAUUGUCUCUAUGGCAACUACGUUCACUCGGCCAUCAUCCCGACAUUCCACAGAAGAUGUUAUUGGCUCCUCCAGAAUCCUGACAUCAUCCUGGUCCAUUACCUGAACGUCCCGGUCACCGAGGACCGUAAGCUGACCCUGGAAUCCUUGACCAAUGGCUCUCUGAUUGACCUUCCUCAGCACGAUGGAACCAACUGGUCAACUGAAGAUCUCAUCAAGCAGAUCACUCCAAUGUUACAUGGAUACCAGAUACAGCUGAAUGGAUCCCAAGAGCUCACACCAUCUGCCUCUGCUGAAGUGAUAGCCCAGUACCUGCUGCAUGGACAUCGUCAGAACAACAGUGAUUCCAGGAACUGUAGCUGUUUAGACUGCACUACCCUAAGGAUCAUGGCUCAGGUGCCACCUAGUCCUGCAAGUUCCUGUAGCAGUCACACUGCAUCUGUUGCAUCCACCAGUCAGGGGUCUAUCCAUCACUCGGACAACAACAUCAAAUCAUGCAGCAACCAAAACACGUUGUCCAACGCUAUAUCCAACAAAGUCAAGAUGGAUGACAGUGGCAAUAUUAACCUGUUGAUUGUGGUAGCCAACCAGAACAAUGCAGGCAACAACAAACUCCAGGUGAAGAGUAUUGCCCCUGUGGACUCUUCGCAGAAUAUCUCUGAAGUCCUCAAAGGACUCGGCAAUGUGCAAUGUGUGACUGAUGUCAGUACGAACGGUUGGGGUCCAUCUGAGGGUAAUGUGGAUUCUAGCAGGAUUGGAAUGAAUGGAGUCAAUGGACAACUUCAGAAUCACUCUGGGAUGUCUUCACCAAUGACUCCUAGAGGACAUGUAGAGUCACCGAGUGGUUCCCAAGGAACAGUCCCUCUUGCAGCACAUCAAUCCCAGUGCUAUGAUCUCCAUAGUUCCCAUUUUCAUCAGAACACCAAUUCUAUGAACCAUAUUCCUUCAGGUAUUCACCAAGGUACUGGACCUCAAAUAUCCCUUCAACAAACACUGCAAGAGCAGCAGAGACAUUCCGGAGGGCAACCCUUCAGGCAAGGGUCUUUGAAUCCAGCUGGUCAAGGAACACAGAAUUCUCUACCGCAAGCCUCACACCAAGGUCGAAGCAUCCUUAGGUCUCCGCAGUUAAUAGUGUCAUCCCCGCAAUUGAUUCCCAAUCAAGAGGCGCAUCAGGUGCCUCAGCUCUUGUCUACUGGAACCCAACAGUGCAAUCCUUUCAAUCUAUCCAGAGAAACAAUGGAAUCCAUAAGAUUAGGAAACCAAAUCAAAUCCACAAGUCACUCACCAGCAACCAGCGCCCACUCAGUACACACAGUGCAGGAACCAGGUACUUUCAAAAUGCCAGGAUUUAGUUUGCCAGCAGAGAAUAGACCUAUCGGUUCUCCACAAUUGAUUCUCCAGCAAGUACCCUCAAAUUCCUCAACAAAACCUCCACAGUUUAUUCUCAAGGCUUCUGAGUCAAAGGCAGGUGAAAUUCCAAAAUUUAUUCUCAAACCCGCAGAAGGCACAGUGGCAAUGACGGCACAAGGUUUAGCUUCCCCGCAGUUCAUCCUGAAGGCUGUGUCUUCUGGAGAUUCUGGAAAUCCACACCUGGUUCUAGCCUCGCCGCAGACACCUAACAAUGCAACAAUCCAUGCAAAAGAAAGCUAUUUAAACAAUUUAGUGUCACAGUCUGAAUCAAAUCCAUCAUUGCUUCAGAUGGUAGCUGAUGCAAACAUUGCAGCUGCAGAGACAAGGAAUAGUUUUGAUGGAAGAUCAAACUUGCCAUCAGAAUUCCCAUCAAAUUCACAACAAUCAGAUGUCACAUGGGUAGGGCAGAUUGAAAAUGACAGCCAAACAUCACAAGGAAACUCAAACACCCACAGUGGGCAACUGAAGAUUACAGGGCAGGAAUCCCAGGAGCUGAGAGAGUUGGUGAACGGAGAUCCAAAGCUCAAGACCUUGGAGAAUCGCUUCAAAGACCACCGCAGCGACCUUGUCAUGCUCCCAGAGAGAGUGCAGGAACACUAUCUACAUCGACAGACAGAUGCAAGAACAAACAAUGAAGAAAAGACACCUCAAGAUUUUGGAACAGGGGGAUCUCACCAAGGCUCUACGUCUAAUGCAUCUCAGCCAGAGAUGCAAGGGACCAGUAAUGAUAAAGCAGAUCCCACCCACCUGUCUCAAAAAGGCCAAGUCCAUCAAAGUCGCAGCCCUAGUCGGGUAGACAUGACUUAUCAACAUUCUGUGAACAGCAGCAACAUCUACUGCCAGAAUGAACACUCUGAAUUCCCCACCUUGUCCGAGUUCAAUGCCAUGGAUCAGGAUGGCAACUUCUCUCCCAACGACCAGAACUCUGUUCUCUCCGAUCUCCUGUCUGCCAGUGGUUCCUUUCACAAUUCAAUGGGGCUGGCUGAGUCUGGGCAUGACUUCACCAAGUCAGGCAGCGCUACAUCAGAUCUUGGUUCCCUCCCCAGUCCUUCUAACAUCGAGCUGGACUUUGAUACCUUUGAGCUCAUGGAGAGCCCUCUCCCAGAGCUUGGAGCUGCUCUCCUUGCUUCAUCCAGUCCGAAUCCAAGUCUCGGGGACUUCGACCAUGGUGCAAACCAGGAGCAGCCGGUACCUCAACACAACAGCCACGAUGCAAGACCAAGGGAUGCAGGUGAUGAAGAUCACUCUGGAGAACACCUCUGUGAGAUCACUGACUUCUCACCGGAUUGGUCCUACACUGAGGGUGGAGUGAAGAUCUUAGUAACAGGACCUUGGCAUUCCACUCAAGAUGUCUACAGCUGCAUCUUUGACCAGACCAAUGUGGCAGCAGCUCUUGUACAGACUGGUGUCCUACGCUGCUAUAGUCCAGCCCACGAGGCAGGGAAGUGCGCUCUUCAUGUGACCUGUAAUGGGGUACUGAUCUCUAAGCCUCUCAUGUUUGAAUACCGAGCACGGACUAACCAGUAUGUUGCAGGGUCACAUGACUGGCUUUCCUUAGAUGGUAAGUCUAACCCCCACACCCCCUUCAUCUGCUUGUGUAUUACAGAGAAUCGAUUCAAGAUGGCUAUCCUAGAGCGCCUAGAACAGAUGGAGCAGAGACUUGGUACCAAAGGCAAUCAAGGGAGAAGCCAGCCUCCAGGAAGUACGCAAUCCGGUUCCUUUGAAGACAGAGUCUUUGGUAUCUGUCAGGACCUGAUGAGGCAGAGACCCCCGACCAGUGUUCCUCAGAUCCAGACCGUUACUCGACCAGACCACGGCAUGACACUCCUUCACCUAGCAGCGGCGCUUGGGUUCAGCCGCCUCAUAUCCACUCUCUUCUUAUGGAGGAGAGAUCAUAACAGCAUAGCGGCAGAGCUGGAACUAGACCCAAUGAACAUGGACAAUGCAUCCUGUACCCCACUGAUGUGGGCGUGUGCUCUAGGUCACAUGGAGUCUGCCCUUCUGCUGUACCGCUGGCGACCCCACUGCCUGAAGAUGAGUGACUCCCUUGGUCGGCUUCCUCUGGACGUUGCCAAGUCUCGAGGGCACACCUCCCUUGCAGAUUCGCUCGUCCAGCUCGGUCAAGAAGAAUCUCACCUCUGGUCUCCCCUAGAUGCUUCCCCAUCCCCUAAGAGUGAUCCCAUACAGAUACCACAGAGUGGACGCAACGUCCUACCAGCAUUCAUGGUGUCCUCACCAGCCACCAACACACCAAGUUCAUCCCUGUCUGAUGACUCAGCACCCAUCUUUGAAGCUCAGUCACCGUCAUCGGGAUGCCUGUCAAAUCUCUCAGGGAGUCCUGUCUCGCAGGGGCUGGUGACACCCAACAUGGGAGCCUCGCCACAGAUGUCACCCAGGCUGCAGGACUUACCGGGGACGUCGUCAGGAUCGCUUGGCAACAUGCUCAACGUCCAACAAGGGUUCCUGCGUAGGGACAGCGGAGUGAGCGUCAAGUCCACCAGUCCUCAUCACCAUCAUGGCCAAAGCCACGCCCACCAUCUAUCCUCUAGCCCCCAGUUUCCUGCAGGGGGCAUCCCCAUGCCUAUCCCGCCUCCUAUAUCCCAAGCGACCCUCAAGGCAUUCCUCAGCGGGAGCCAGAUCCUGGGUAACCUGGACCCUGCGGAGCUGAUGGGGCUUCAUCCUUUGGGAGACAGGGAGCAUGCAGAUCAGAAGGAGAUGUGGGAGAGCUUUGUCAAGGAGCUUCAGGUAGCCGCUCAACAGCAGGAAGACCAGGGAGAUGGGGUCGGGGAGGACGAACAACGUUGUGAUUCUCCUAUGCAGACGGAUGACUACAUGCCACUUCUCAUGCCUAGAUCUGCAGCUGGAAACAAGGAGCAGUACUUAUCCCUGGCAGAGCACAUCCUGGACGCGCUCCCUGAUCGGAUCAAGCUGGAGGGCUCCAGGGAGGGCUCCAGGGGUAGCGUAGCAGGAUCCCAGGUGGAGUCUGAGGGACCUCAUGUACAGGUGGAUCAGGAGUCCCUCCAUGACUCCAUCAGCUCCAUCGCAAGCCCUUUCUCCAGUCCUGGAGGUGUGGAGGACGCCCUCUAUAGGCCUAGCAUUGAUAGCUCACCCGCAAGCUCGUACAGUGGGGCGGAGUCGUCUUGUCGUGCUUCUAGUAGCCCUAGUAACAUCAGCUUUGAUGAAGACUUCCCGCCAGCAGACUGGAGCGAGUUCUUACAGGGAUCUGGACAUGCUUUGCAAUGGGCUUUCUCUAUACUCACACUGUCUGAUGAAGAGCAAAGGCAGUUGUACAAAGCUGCUAUCGUGAUCCAGAAUGCCUUCAGACAAUACAAGGGAAGACAACAGCAGAAGCAGCAAGAAUUGGAGGCGGCAGUGAUUAUCCAGAGCUACUACAGGAGAUAUAAAGAGUAUUUCCACUACAAGUCCAUGUCUGAGGCUGCCAGGGUGAUUCAGAACAAGUUCCGCUCCUUCCAGAGCUACCGACAGUUCCAGCGGAGUCGCAAGGCAGCCAUCAUCAUUCAGAACAGCUACAGGACGUACCGGGCUCAGGAACAGUUCAGGAAGAGUCGAGAUGCUGCCAUUCUCAUCCAGCAGAGAUUCAGGGACAAGAGGAAGGCACGGAUGAAGCGGGAGCAGGAAGCGGCGCGGAAGAUACAAAGGUUUCUAAGAAGAUACCAUAAUAGAGUGAUAAGUCAGAAGAAGAGGCAAGGUAACCGAAUGAAGCAAGGAACCACUUGACUGAGAAGGGACAGACGGAGGUUCAAAUCUCUGCUAGAUUAAUCGGCACAGACCACGCCUUCACAGUGUGACCAGUCAACAAGACGGUAAUCGGUUAUGCACGACAUUCGGUGACUUGGUACAGAGGAAGGGUCACACAUGUUGGAUAGUGCGCCCUCUGUAGUUUGGCUGCAUGGACCCCGUGUUCAUGUCGCCUUGAAGUCAUGUAGGGAAGGUUGCGAAAGGAAGGAGUCCUAUCGAGGGAAAGUGCAAAAGCGUAUGCUGCAGAUUUGAAAAUGUAGUAAUUUAUUGGCGUUGUGAUGUUGGAAGAGAUAGAUACACUUGUCGAUGCCUCACUGAGUAGUGAGAAUAGCAGCUGAUGUUCAAGUUUGUAGCUAUUCCUGCUGUUUGAGGAGGCUGGAGUUAUGAUCACUUUGUAAGGCUGCCUAUUUGUAUCAAAGAAAUGUCUACCUUUGAAAGGACACAUUCUUUGAAGUUGCCCUGCUAUACAGGUUUGACUGUAUACCAAGGAGCAGAAAAUUGAAUAGCUUCAAAGCUAUAAAGGUGUGUUCAUGAAGAUGCAUGGUAUAUGUAUCUACAUUAUUAAGCUUGAUUGAUUGAGGAAAAGAGCACAGUAGAUGAUUUAGAUUGAUCUCAGAAGCUGGGUUGAGUGGCACGAGUGCCGUAAAGGUGUUUAGAUUUGUUGACGUCUCAAGUUGAUUGAAAUUGAUUUAGGGAAAUGUGACA